Molecule: messenger RNA, 1725 nt
Organism: Mercurialis annua (annual mercury)
Lineage: Eukaryota; Viridiplantae; Streptophyta; Magnoliopsida; Malpighiales; Euphorbiaceae
Product: vicianin hydrolase-like
Exons: 13
Coding region: 21-1562 (513 amino acids)
Biological process (GO): carbohydrate metabolic process
Molecular function (GO): beta-glucosidase activity
Source: RefSeq, a predicted model, not a curated record
AGGUUUGAAGUGAAGAAAAGAUGAAAGAAAUGGCAUCUCAAUGUGGCAUUCUCUUGUGUUGCCUAGUAAUGUUUGCUGGCUUAGUGGGCAGCACCAAUGGCGCCCCGCCAGCGCAACUCAAAAUCUCAUUUAACCGCACUUCUUUCCCUUCUGGUUUCAUUUUUGGAACUGGUUCAGCUGCUUACCAGUCUGAGGGAGCUGCCCAUAUUGAUGGCAAGGGACCAAGUAUUUGGGACAAUUUCACACAUCAACAUCCUGAGAAAAUUGCGGACCAAAGCAAUGGAGACGUAGCUGAUGACUUUUAUCAUCUUUACAAGCAAGACAUUCAUUUGAUGAACAAAAUUGGAUUUGAUUCCUUUAGAUUCUCCAUCUCUUGGUCUAGAGUAUUACCCAAGGGAAAAGUUAGUGGUGGAAUUAAUCCAAAAGGUGUCAAAUUUUACAAUGAUCUCAUCGAUUACCUUAUUGCUAGAGGUUUAAUACCAUUUGUAACAUUGUUUCAUUGGGAUCUUCCACAAGCACUUGAAGAUGAAUAUAAUGGCUUUCGAAGUCCUAAUGUAGUGGAUGAUUUUCGAGAUUAUGUGGACUUCGUGUUUAAAACAUUUGGAGAUCGAGUGAAGCAUUGGUGCACGUUGAAUGAGCCUUAUUCAUAUAGCAUAAAUGGUUAUAACGGAGGUUCAUUUGCACCCGGCCGAUGCUCUAAGUACGUCGGAAACUGUGCCGCCGGUGACUCUUCUACAGAGCCUUAUCUAGUGGCUCAUCACUUGAUUCUUUCACAUGCUGCUGCUGUUAACUUGUACAAGACCAAAUAUCAGGCAACACAAAAGGGAAAGAUUGGGAUCACAAUAGUAACCAAUUGGUUUUUGCCAAUAUCACCAGCAUCAGAGGCUGACCAAAAUGCAACCCUCAGAGAAGUAGAUUUCAUGUUCGGUUGGUUUGCCCAUCCAAUUACAUAUGGUGAUUAUCCAGAGACAAUGAAAAAUCUGGUGGGAAAUCGGUUGCCCAAAUUUACAAAAAAAGAAUCAGAAUUGGUAAAAGGAUCAUUGGAUUAUUUAGGAGUAAAUUAUUACACCACAAAUUUUGUAUCAAAUAAUCCAGUACCUGCCACUGCCAACCAUAGCUGGAACACUGAUAGUCAAACUAUUCUCUCCGUUGCAAAGGCUGGAGUUCUUAUCGGUACCCCGACAGCAUUGAGCUGGCUAUACGUGUACCCGCAGGGAAUUUACCACCUGAUGGUCUAUAUAAAAAAUAAUUACAAGAAUCCACCCAUUUUCAUCACAGAGAAUGGGCUAGCGGAUGCAAAUAAUGCAUCGCUGUCAGUGGAAGAAGCUCGUAAGGAUGCCUUAAGGAUAAGAUACUAUCACUCCCAUUUGACAUAUCUACUCAAAGCAAUCAAGGAGGGAGCCAAUGUGAAGGGAUACUAUGCAUGGUGUUUUCUGGAUGAUUUUGAAUGGGAUGCUGGAUUUACCGUCCGGUUUGGGAUGAUUUAUGUUGAUUUCAAGGACAAACUCAAAAGGUAUAUGAAAUAUUCUGCUUAUUGGUUCCAAAUGUUCCUUCUUCACUAGCACCUGGCCAACAGGAAUUUGAACUGUUCGUUUCUCUGGGUGUAUCUUCCAAUAAUGGCAAUGUAGUUGCCUUUUAUGUUCUAUCCUAAACAUUGUGUGUCUUAUCUAUGUAUGCACUUUGGAUUUCUUUAAUUAAUCUACAUCUAUUGUCUUUGGGUUUCAA